This is a messenger RNA of Anopheles coustani, 330 nucleotides long. Its product is annotated as transformer-2 protein homolog beta-like. Bases 1 to 330 code for a protein of 109 amino acids. Gene Ontology annotation, cellular component: spliceosomal complex. Lineage: Eukaryota; Metazoa; Arthropoda; Insecta; Diptera; Culicidae. Gene Ontology annotation, molecular function: RNA binding. Gene Ontology annotation, biological process: positive regulation of mRNA splicing, via spliceosome. The record is from RefSeq and is a predicted model, not a curated record. The transcript has a single exon.
AUGCCCGGCUGUCUGGGCAUUUUCGGCAUGAGCCCGAAUACGAUGAAGAAAGACUUAAUGGGCCUUUUUUCGUAUUACGGUCCUAUCAAUUACAUCAAGCUGAUCUACGAUGCGAAGACGAACGUGUCACGCGGAUAUUCCUUCAUAUACUUCAAGUACGCGAACGACGCUUGGCAGGCUCAGCGCAGUCUCAAUGGCACCGUGCUGGAUGGGCGCAAGGUACGCAUCGAUUUCUGUACCGCCAAGCCUGACAAGGGCCGUACCGAUCGUCGUAAACGUUCCCCGUCUGCCGCUGCCUCGACCAGCGUCGACCACGGUCGACCACGGUGA